Phlebotomus argentipes is the source of this 2940-nucleotide messenger RNA. RefSeq names its product neprilysin-1 (gene Nep1). Gene Ontology annotation, molecular function: metalloendopeptidase activity. Gene Ontology annotation, cellular component: plasma membrane. Bases 1 to 2520 code for a protein of 839 amino acids. NCBI's taxonomy places the organism in Eukaryota, Metazoa, Arthropoda, Insecta, Diptera, Psychodidae. The record is from RefSeq and is a predicted model, not a curated record. Gene Ontology annotation, biological process: protein processing. The transcript has 8 exons.
AUGCCAUCGCCGAUAUCUGAGAGUCGCAAUAGGGAGUUCCUGCUGCAGGGUGAUGAGUGGCAGAAGUCUGUCAAUAAUGGUUAUCUGAGGACAACGUCGGCACAUCUGGAACGAAGUGUCGGGGUGGAAAAUGGGUCUGGUGCGCCCGCCCAGGUGCCCACAGAUGCUGCAGGGAUGCAGUCAGUGGACGAGGCCACAGGGAUCCUCUUGCAGCCUGAGACAAUGCCAGAGAGUGGCCUCCAGGAAGUGGCAGCACCACAAAAGACCUCCACGGUCGUUCACUUUGCUCCCGGAUCCGUGCCCCAGACUUCUGUGCAGCGUGGUCUGCCCAUUGAGUUCAUGUACAGAGACACGAAGCUCAGGCGGCGUCUGCUGGUCCUUGCCGUGGCUCUGAUGGUCCUGGGAGCCGCCAUCGGUGCCCUGUCUAUUUACUUUGCGGGCACAUUCAACUGCUGCUCUACCAGGGAAAGUCUUCGUGAGCGGGAAGUUUGUCUCACUGAGGAGUGUAUAAGGACUGCAUCCUCCCUUCUCGCCGCAAUGGACCGCACGGCGGAUCCGUGCACGAAUUUCUUUCAGUAUGCUUGCGGGACGUGGAACAAAAAGCACCUGAUCCCGGAGGAUCGCAGCUCUAUCAGUACAUUUGAGGUGUUGGCGGAUCAGCAGCAGGUCAUUCUCAAGGGUGUCUUGGAGGAGGCGGAGAAUAGCGAGGACAGCGAGGCGACACUGAAGGCGAAGAAGUUUUAUAAGAGCUGCAUGGAUUUGCAACAAAUCCGCAAGAUUGGCGACCUACCACUCAAGGAGGUCAUCAAGUCACUCGGCGGGUGGCCAGUGACUGAGGACAAGUGGGUGCCGCCAGCAUUCAGCAUUGAGUAUCUGUUUGGGAAGCUGAGAGGAGACUAUAGUGAGCCAGUGCUGGUGGAACUGUUUGUGGGACCGGACGAUAAGAAUUCGUCUGUAAAUAUUCUGCAACUAGAUCAACUGGUGCUGGCCCUGCCGUCGCGGGACUACUACCUGAAGGAAAGUAGCGAAGGGGAUUUGAGGGCAUAUCAUCGGUACAUGACUCAAGUGGCUGUUCUGUUGGGAGCGAACCCAGACACGGCGUCCAAGGAACUUCAAGAUGUGGUGAAGUUCGAAAUGAAGCUGGCUAAUGCAUCACUCCCAGAGGCUGAUCGCCAUGACACGAGCUCAAUCUACAGGAAAUUGACUCUGCCUGAACUGCAAAAUGAAGUACCACAACUUCAAUGGCGAGAAUACAUUCAGGCCAUUCUGGGUGCGGAUGUGCAACUGAUUGAGGACGAACCAGUCGUGAGCUACGCUAUGACAUACCUAACGGAGAUGGGCAGGAUUCUGGCUGAAACUGAUCGUCGCGUUGUGCACAAUUACGUGAUUUGGCGACUCGUCAUGUCAAUCAUGACACACAUGAUUGACGACUAUCAGAGGGAGCGCAUUGAGUUCAGGAAGAUUCUAUUGGGCAUUCAGUCGGAGCGUCACAGAUGGUCGCAGUGUGUUGAGUGGACAAACAAGAAGCUGGGCAUGGCGGUGGGAGCACUCUUUAUUCGGGACAACUUCAAUCAGGAGAGCAAGGAAACGGCCCUGGAGAUGAUUCACACCAUUCGGGAGGCCUUCAAUGAAUUAUUAGCUGACAUUCACUGGAUGGACGAUGAAACACGGGCAGUGGCGAAGGAGAAGGCAGACGCAAUGAAUGAACGUAUUGGAUAUCCGGAGAUUCUGACGGAUUCACAGGAGUUGGAGAAGGAAUAUGUGAAUCUUACAAUCUCAGACACUAACUUCAUGGACAACAUCAUGCAGAUUCUCAAGUGGGAUGCACAAAGGAAUCUCCAGCUGUUAAGGAAGGCUGUGGACAAGGACAAGUGGACUACUGAGCCGGCCGUUGUGAAUGCCUUUUACAAUCCAAAUAAGAAUGACAUUGUUUUCCCAGCAGGAAUCCUGCAGCCACUUUUCUACAGCCAGAACUUCCCCAAGUCACUGAAUUACGGUGGGAUUGGUGUAGUGAUUGGACACGAGAUCACGCAUGGCUUUGAUGAUAAGGGGAGGCAAUUUGACAAGGAUGGAAAUAUGAUGCAGUGGUGGAAUAAUGCAACUAUCCAGGCGUUUAGAGAGCGCGCACAGUGCAUAAUUGACCAGUAUUCCAAGUACAAGAUCGACGAGGUGGGAUUGUACAUGAACGGGAGAAUGACUCAGGGGGAGAAUAUUGCUGAUAAUGGGGGUCUGAAGCAAGCUUUCAGGGCCUACAAGAAGUGGGUGAGAAACCAUGGAGCAGAACCUGACUUGCCAGGACUCAAUCUCACGCACGAUCAACUCUUCUUUCUCAAUUACGCCCAGAUCUGGUGUGGAUCAAUGCGUCCUGAGGAUGCUCUCACUAAGAUUCGCUCUUCUGUGCACUCACCUGGCAUUAUUCGCGUGCUCGGACCAUUAUCUAAUUCCAAGGACUUUGCGGCGGCCUAUAAAUGUGAUUUGGGCACCCCUAUGAAUCCCGUCAACAAGUGCAGUGUGUGGUGAAGAUCUCCUGGUCAUCGAGUGGAACAACAAUACUUCAUAUGAACACUAACUAUCGUCUUUUUGGUGCUCCGUUUAAGUAGCUGUAAUUGAUACUUUCUUCCGCGCCCCGCCCGUGUUUUUUGCACAAGGAACUACCUGACUAUUAUUUUAUACUGAUGGAAAAAAGAUAUAUAGAAAAGCAUAGUUCCUCACACAAUCACCCAAUUGCUUACAGCCAUGAAACACCCCACGAAAAAAGUACAUUAGAGAUGCAAUUGACAGUCAUAAAUAUAGUAUUUAGAUAGUAUUCUGUGUCAAGUAUUAUAUCGUAUAUAUUAUGGCAAUGAAUGUUUACUACUGUACUUACUAUUGCUAUGGAAAAGUAUUUUAUUUGUAAAAAUUACAGAAAUUUGUGAGAAAUCACGUGUUGUUGUCUGUUUU